AUGGGUGUAGAAACAAUGGGCACCACAACCAUCACUAUCGUACUACCAGAUACACUAUCUACACUCAAAGAUACAUUACCAACACCUCUCGAAUACGCAUUUGAUACUCUCCCAAUCUUAUACAUACAAGCCAUGGCUUCCUCUUCCAACAACACCGGUGGAGAUGGCAGAGACAAGCUUAUUACAAGCCCCCAGGUGAUAAACCUAGUGGCCGAGAACACGAGGAGGGCAGCAAUGCGAGCCGUAAAGGAGAAUGGAGAAAGAUUGAUUGCAGAAGACAAGGCGCGCAAGGAAAAGGAACUCGCAGAAGAGAAGGCAUUCGAGGAUGAGGCAGUCAAAAAAGGACACGAUGACUCUCAGGUUGUCGAAGCAGCGCUCAAAUUGCUGGAGGCACACGACGAGGACUCGAAGAACCCCUUCGACCCGCAGGACGUCGAAGCAGCGGCCAGAUUGUUUAAGGCACACCAAGAUGACUCGAAGAUCAACCCGCAGGACAACAGCAAGUAA
Alternaria metachromatica is the source of this 507-nucleotide messenger RNA. RefSeq lists its product as uncharacterized. Bases 1 to 507 code for a protein of 168 amino acids. The record is from RefSeq and is a predicted model, not a curated record. The transcript has 2 exons. Lineage: Eukaryota; Fungi; Ascomycota; Dothideomycetes; Pleosporales; Pleosporaceae.